AUGAAGAGACUUGUCUGUGGCCGAAAGUACAUUGGUCAUGUUGUAGUAGGUCAAAGUUGAUCGUGAGACAAAUGCAAAGGUGGUUAUGAGGGGUUAGGGUGCUAUUACAACUCAGUAAGCAACAAUCGUUUAGAAUCAACGUCGAUUUUGCAUUAGCGAGGACUUGUGGUACAGUACCCACCAUCACUGUAUCCACUUUAACUAUCAAGACUUAAGCUACUAAAAGACUAUAUAUUGCGCUUAGACUGUGCUCCUCCAUCUCUGUGUUUAUAAAUUAUACAUUUAACAAUUAUUUUAGCCUCAUAUAACCACAGCUGGUGUUCAUCUGGUAUGCCACUAUAUGUACAAUAUUGCUGUAAGCAGCCUUUAAAAAAGUUUCGGUUUUUGUUGGUCCCAUAGGUUCUAAUGCUUCCUCUACAUCUUUAAACGAGUUUGCUUCCUCUGUUUAAUUAAAAUACGGCCUGAUUACUGUUUUAAUAUUCAUUUAAGUAAUCAUGGUAACCGUUACCUCAUUUGAUGAUUUUAGAAACUUUAAUGCGAAUUCUGAGUUAAUUAUUGGCCUGAACAGAUCAAGAAAAAUGUUUUUUAUUCUUUUAGUAUCAAUUACAUCACACUUCUGAUGAAACUGUACGAUUUCUUCUUAAACAUGUUUCAUCGUAUACCUUCCUCUGCAAGCUGCGCGUUCUUUAUUUUUUCCCCACCACGAAAGAGACCUUUGAAACCGCCGUGUUUUUUUUUAUGUGUUGUUUGUAAUGGAUCAUGUAAGGUGAAAGAUGAAUGAAGAUCGCUGAAAAAGGUAUGUUUUUUGUGUUUUCUGAUUUAGGGCAGCUCGGCAAAAAUUUUUACGACGGUUGAUCCAAGAUUUUUUGUGUUUUGGGCGAAUGAAGGUAAUUUUUGACAUUCCGAAGCAUGAAAAUGGAUGUAGCUUUUCAAAGAACCAUCCAGGAGUGAUGUUGAUCGAGUUUUUGCCAAGUUAGAGUCAAUCCCUUCAGCAAACUACCUAGUAUAAUAUAAUUUUUUUCAGGAUUUUGAAUUGGAAUGGAGCCAGAUGGCUAAAUUUCACCGCAAGGACUCGCUGAAGCCAGAAGAAGAGACGAUACCAUUCAAAUUCCAUGUGGAAUGGCUUUUUCCGAAGCUGAUGUCAACAUCGAAAAGGUGAGUUUUUCUUGGUUUUCAUGUUUUAGGUCGGGAAAUCCAUUGCUCCUUGAGCAAGGCAAUGGGUACAGCCUCCCAAUCAUGCUAUCUAGAAUUCGGUUGCUUGAUCUUGCGCCACAUCGGACCCCAUGUUUCUCGUGUAAUAUAAUUUUUACAGGAAACCCGGCCCAUUCGUCUCCCAUGCCCGCCAGCCUCAUCUAAAGAGCUCAGUAAAGACAGGUUCAGCAAUAUCCAGGUCAACGGUAUAA
Bursaphelenchus xylophilus (pine wood nematode) is the source of this 1403-nucleotide messenger RNA. NCBI's taxonomy places the organism in Eukaryota, Metazoa, Nematoda, Chromadorea, Rhabditida, Aphelenchoididae. The record is from the annotation of a GenBank genome assembly.